GUUCCGUCCCGUUUGAAAGCGCCCGGCGGAGCUCCCCCGCCUGCCUUUUCCCGCCGCCCAGGGCUGAGGUGGCCGCUUUCGGCAUGGACCUGCCGCCCGCAGGAGCGGAGCCGAUGACCCUUGGUUCCCCGACAUCUCCAAAACCAGGAGCUAGUGCUCAGUUUCUUCCUGGUUUCUUGAUGGGCGACUUACCUGCACCAGUGACUCCCCAACCUCGUGCUUUAAGUGGCCCUUCAGUAGGUGUAAUGGAAACGAGGUCUCCUCUACUUGCAGGAGGAUCUCCCCCACAACCAGUAGUCCCUACACAUAAAGAUAAAGGUGGUGCUCCACCAGUUAGAAGCAUAUAUGAUGAAUUAUCUAGUCCUGGACUUGGAUCAACACCUCUAACCUCAAGAAGACCAGGUAGCUUUUCUCUAACACAGAGUCCAUUGGUUGGAACUAUGCCAUCAACUCCUGGAACAGCUUCAAGUAUGUUCAGUCCCACAAGUAUUGGACAGCCUAGGAAGACUACUCUAUCUCCUGCUCAGCUAGAUCCUUUUUAUACUCAGGGUGAUUCCCUGACUUCAGAAGAUCAACUUGAUGACACAUGGGUAACUGUAUUUGGAUUUCCUCAAGCAUCAGCUUCAUAUAUUCUUCUACAGUUUGCUCAGUAUGGAAAUAUAUUAAAGCAUGUGAUGUCCAACACAGGAAACUGGAUGCAUAUUCGAUAUCAGUCUAAGCUUCAAGCACGGAAAGCCUUAAGUAAAGAUGGAAGAAUUUUUGGUGAAUCUAUCAUGAUUGGUGUCAAGCCGUGUAUAGAUAAAAGUGUGAUGGAAAACUUUGAAAGAAGUUCUGCAUCUUCAAUGUCUUCAGUUUUCACUUCACCUACAAAAUCUGUUGGCACACCAGUGCAACCUGCAAAUAAUACUGCAAGAAUUUCUACAAUGAGACCUCUUGCAACAGCAUAUAAAGCUUCCACUAGUGACUAUCAGGUGGUUUCUGACAGACAAACUCCUAGGAAAGAUGAAAGUAUUGUAUCUAAAGCAAUGGAAUAUGUGUUCGGCUGGUAAUAUAGAAGAGGAAGUAACUCACUAAGUGGUCAGGGUUUGAAAUAUGCUACUGGCAUCAGUGGUUAGUUGUAUAACUACUGGUGGCAGUAUUUUAACUUACAUCUCACCUGUUAUGCCUUCAGUUAAUUCAGCACACAUGUAGCUUGCACUUUAAAUGAUGGCAAUGUACACACAGUUUUAAAAACUGAGGAAGCAUAAAUAUAAGUGCUUUUUUCCCAUUUGUGCUCUGAUUGCAUGAUUGUAGAAAAAAAUAUCAGCACUGACUUUUCCUCUGUAAUUACUUUCUGUGAAUUACUUCCCAGUAUGUUGGAGAUGUUUAAAAUGGCAGCUUCAUUUACUGAUGCCUUCAAUUUUACUGUGUUGUUUUUUUUUUUUUUUUUUUUGUCUGGAAAGAUGAUGGGCUACUUGCAGGAAAAACACUAUGCACAGCUGGCUCCCAGGGACAGGGACUGCUCUUAGUAUAUGUGACUUCAAUUUUUUUAUUAGGUUUCAUUGCUGUUUUAUAAUUCUCUGACAUUGUUCUAAAUGUUAUAGGAACAUUUUAACUCUUUGUUUUAUUAAUAAAGCAAAAUAAAGUUAAGUUUUUCUUAGGUUGGUUUUUAAACAAGUAUGGGGAAAAACUAUGUGCAGUACUCUUAACUGUUAAGGAUGAUGCUGCUUACUGUUUAGUUAAGUGUUAUCAGCAGAGCAAAUGCUGCUGAUUUUUUUCUGAAGUAGUAAUACCCAGUGUUAAAACUAGCUAAUGUUUAAAUGUCAUCUCCAUGGGUACUUUAUGGCAGUGUGUGCUUAACAUGUAACAAACUGUAGCAUUUUAAGCUAUAAAAUGUUGAGCUGAAAUAGUGGAAUAGAAAAAUGCAAUGUGUCGGUGACCAGAGCUGCUUUCAUUUUAAGUCUCUUCUAAGAAGUUUUCUCUAAGGUAUUGGCUGAAUGAUGAUUUAAAAAAAAAAAAAAAAAAUUGAACUUCCCCCAACCUUGAAGCUUUCUUUUGGAGGUGAGCCUCUCAAGUAAUCAUGUGUGUCAUGUAAGUUCAUAGUCUUUGAGGUAAAGGUCUCUUUCACCAGGGAAGAGAGCAAUUUUUUUCUCCAAUACUUGGGAAAUUACAUGCAACUAUUCCUUUUUUUGACUUUGUGGAUAUGUUAGUGUGGGUCAACAUCAGCGUCUUAGUUGGGGUCAACAGUGUGUUGGUCAGGUGAAUGCCCAGUCAUACCCAUUUCCAUGCUUUGCUUCAUGCUGCAGUGUGGUCUCAGAAGUUCUUCAGCUGCACUUCUCUGAUGAAAUUAGACUGAAAGAUUAGUCCAGGAGCAUGCCUCAUGUCCCUCAGAUGCUAAUGGACACCCAGUUUACAGGAUUAAGCUAGAGAUGGUCCUGAGGAAAAAUUCCCAGAGCCCUUAAUGAGAAGUUAGGUUUCUACCUCAGGGCACUUCAUGCUUCAUUGUUAUGCUUUAGAAGUCACCUACGUGUAGGCAGAUUUAGAGAUUUUUGACAUGUUUUAGUGUAAGUUCUGACUGAUGCUUUUGGAAUAUUGGUUGCUACUCAUCCAUUUCCUUUUGAUCAAAAGGAAUGGCUCAAGACUAAUUAAUAUCUGAAUGUUUUUUCUCAGUGCAUUGGACUUGGUGAAAAAUAUGAUGUAGAUGACUUCAGAAAGAAAAUAGGUAGUUGAGAUUAACUCUUGUGUUGCUAGUUGCUUUUCAAAAUACACUUCUGGUGUGCUUCAGGCUUGUAAUUAUGUGUAUAGGAUUUAGUUUAAUGAAGUGAUGAAUAAGAUUGAACUGGGAUUAAGUAAAUUUGAAGCCAAAUACAUAAAGAAGGAGUUAUAGACAAAGUCAGUAGUUUCCAGUGACUUAUUUUACCAAUAACUACCAAGUUUAGAACUGUGCUAAGUUGUGGGGGUUUUUUGUUUGUUUUUUGUUUUGUUUUCCCCAGCUGUUUACCUUAAUCUCUUGUUUCUUACAGCCUUAAGAAUGAUUUUACUAAUAGGUCAUUGCAGGUUCCUGUGGAGUAAAAGCACUUGGGAGUGGUGGAUGUUGUUUACUUUGCUCUGGGGGUAGUAAAUAGGAGGAGAAGAACAUUUAGAACAUAAAAAUCUGUGUAAUUCUGCACAGUAUCAUUAAGACAUUAUCUUCAUAUGGCUUCUGGUAAAGACUGCUGGCAAGACUUAAUGUGUGUUGUCUUAGUGUUGAGCAUUAAACCCUGGUAUCAGUGAUUUGGGCUUACGAAGUAUGAGAACAUUAGUCCCACACUGCACAAACCACUGCAUAGCUUCGUUGCAAUGUGUUCUCAGUAAUACUGUUAUUCAUUAUAUGAGUAUACAGGGGUCAUGUGUGAAAGGGCAGAGGAUACUGAGAAGUACAUGUGAGAAGAAUUUGAAACACUUGGAGGUCUUCAAGUAAACCUUUUCAAGGCUAGCUAAUGUUGCUAGGUAGCACUGCAUUUAAAAAUCCAAUUAUUCCUGUUCAGCUAUUUACCUGCUGUUUUGCUAUAAGGAAGGAUUCUCUUCUAGCAGUAGCUAGAUGUGAUUUACAUGAAAACCAAAGUUAUGGACUUCAGUUAGUGAUGUGUAAUAUAUGCAUGAAACUCAGUUCUGGUUUCAGUUGUAUGGGGUUUCUUGUAAGACUGCAAAUUACAUUUUUUUCAUUGGAUUAGGGCUUUAGUUUAAAAUAAAACUCGUGAUUACUUAUUUUCUGUUGUCUGCCUACAUCACACGCAUGUUACUCAGGGAUCUAAUUCACUUCUCUUAGUUUAUAGAUCUGCACAGUUUUAAAUUCUAGAAGGAUUUGUUGUAUUGUUUCAGCGGUAAUUUCAAUACAGUUUUAACAGGUAUUCUUUUGGUAAAGACUCUCUAUGACUUGAGAUGGCGUUUAUUUUUGUCCUACUUUUCCCCUCCCCUCCUCAACUUAGCUCUCUAGUAGCUUUCGAAGUAAGUGAUCCUUACUUGUGUAAGUCAUGUACACUAACAUAAAAUGAAGAUCAAAAGUUAGAGUACAUCAUGUCUGCCUUUCAUUUCAAGUUGUAGGCAUCUACCUCCACCAUGUGGCAGUCCUUCAGAACUUUAAUGACAGUUUUAACUGAUAUUGAAUGGCAUGCGGUGUGUUAAUUAUACUUCAGUUAGAAAGUACAUAAACGGUAGCAUAAGAAAAUAGCAGUGUUCAAAUGUCUCUUAGUUGAAGUGUUUUCAUAAUAAAGAAAGGACAAAUAUGAGUUUACUAAAUGUCUUAAUUAGUGAAUAAUUCAGACUUCUAAAUAUUGCUUCAAUGAAAUAGUUAUUAAGCUUUUAAAUAAAGUUUACCAGCAUUUACUCAUCUCUGUUUUGAGAUGGAUAAAUUGACCACAUGAUAUUUUAGCAGAAUAUACCACAAUAUCAGUUUUUUAUGAAAAUUACUGCCUUUUUUCUGGUAGUCUGAGUACAUGUGUAAAAGUACAAGACUUGCAUCAGUUUUCUUUAAUUUGACCUUAGGUGACUAGGCCACUGAUGAGUCUGGAAAAAUGUGCUGCUUAAGUAUGUUCAGAAUUAGUAAGCUGUUCAGUUAAGUGAGUGAAAACACAAUAAACUCGCUUACACACAACUUGGAAUCUGGAGUUGGUUUACUGAAUUUCAGACUCCAGGUAAAAAGGCUCUGGAAUAAACAUUUUAGACCUAUUUGUGGUAAUGCUUUGUUCUAAUUGUUUAGAUGAGUAAAAGGUGUUCUUUUGAUGUGGUGUGUCUUUCAGUAAGUAUUAAAGUACAAACAAAGUGUCAAGCUUCUGUUCGUGUUUACAAAUUAGAUCUCAGUUGUCAAAGUUGCCUUUAAAAAUGAAUGUAUAAUUAAUAACUUUGUAAAGUGUUUUUGGUGUUCUCCUAAGGAGUCCUUUGACUCAAGUAGAUUUCUGUAUAAUGCAUAUAAACUGUGCUUCCAUCAACAAAGUCAUAUUUUCCACUUUUCUGCAAGUAAACCUCAUGUUAAAAUCAUGAGCAUGGCUCAGAAGCUGUGAAUUCUUAUGUCCUACAUAAUGUCAUCAGAUGUCUUGAUUCUUCUUCGUGUUUGUACGUUUUGUAAGUGAACUUUCAGUUUAGAGAGUUUAUUGCUGAGGUAAGAAGAUGCAGUUAAAGUGAUCCUCCAAAUCUGGUCUCUGUAGAUGAAGUGCUGUUUUUUGUUCGUUGUAGCCCUUUUGGGUGUCAAGUUGGAGACUCUUCUGAUUAGAAACAUGAAAGUACGGAAUUUA
Messenger RNA from Tyto alba (common barn owl), 5249 nucleotides. It is a transcript of the gene NUP35, whose product is annotated as nucleoporin 35. The record is from RefSeq and is a predicted model, not a curated record. Gene Ontology annotation, molecular function: phospholipid binding; structural constituent of nuclear pore; single-stranded DNA binding. Gene Ontology annotation, biological process: NLS-bearing protein import into nucleus; regulation of DNA-templated transcription; nuclear pore organization. The transcript has 9 exons. The coding region runs from base 84 to 1049 and encodes 321 amino acids. Gene Ontology annotation, cellular component: nuclear pore central transport channel; nuclear pore nuclear basket; nuclear membrane. Lineage: Eukaryota; Metazoa; Chordata; Aves; Strigiformes; Tytonidae.